UUUACAUCAACAAAAACCAACACAUACACAUACACAUGGGAGGGAUGUUGAGGUUGGGAAUGUUGUUUAUGGUGGUAAUGAUAGUGGGUGUUUCAAUGGUAUAUGGUGAGAUGAGUCCGAGCCAGUGUAAGCAGGAGAGGCGGCUCCUCGAAAACGCAUGCAAACCAGUUAUUUUUGGGCAGGAUCCCUCCCCUAAUUGCUGCCAGCGAGUUAGGGACACCCAUGUUGAGUGUGUGUGCCCCCAAGUUACCCCUAAGCUGGCCGCCCUCCUGGGAUCAGUCCAACAUAUCGUUAACAAAAUUGAAGGUUGUGGAAGGCAUGUUCCUCACAACUUCAAGUGUGGCAGUAUCACCACUCCGUGAGAACGGGGGAGUAGUACCGCGCGACUAUAUAAUAUACUUUUAUUGAAUGAAUGUUUUGUGUUAAGUGAUCAUGUUUUGAGUUAUGUACCAAAUGUAUGAGUGCGU
Messenger RNA from Cornus florida, 467 nucleotides. RefSeq lists its product as uncharacterized. The coding region runs from base 36 to 362 and encodes 108 amino acids. Lineage: Eukaryota; Viridiplantae; Streptophyta; Magnoliopsida; Cornales; Cornaceae. The transcript is spliced from 3 exons. The record is from RefSeq and is a predicted model, not a curated record.